GAGGUUCCCAGCAGGACACUAGAGGGCGAUCCCUGGUCCUGCUGCUGGCGUGUAUAUAUACAGCACGCAGGACCGCGACAACCCACUAGCAACAGGGCAGGCGGGCAGGCAGGCAAGCAGAGCUCUGGCGGGCUGGAGCGGGAAACGGGCUCCAGGCGCGCAGUAUUGAGCAGUGCCGGGCUGGGCAAGAGCGGUGCCGUUCGCCCCACGAACGCACCGUGCACCGUGGUGGCUUUCGCCGCUGGGGUGCUGCGGAAUUGGUAGAACUGCCGCCGUUGCCGCCGCCGUCGCCCCGUCCGAAACCUGGAUUGCAGGAGCCCUUCACCAUGCCCAGCAGAUUGUAGGUGCUUCAUGGAGCAAGCCAACUUCUACGAGGUCGAUUCCCGGCCCCCGAUGAGCAGCGGCCAGCACCACCAGCUCCAGACUCCUCUGCCCGGCAGCGCCUACAGCUACAGAGAGGCUCCCUCGGCGGCGGCACCUGCUGCGGGCGGCGCGGAGCUCGGCGACAUUUGCGAGAACGAGAACUCCAUCGACAUCAGCGCCUACAUCGACCCCGCCGCCUUCAACGACGAGUUCCUGGCCGACCUCUUCCAGCACAGCAAGCAGCAGGAGAAAGCCAAGGCCAUCCUGGCCGGGGAUUUCGACUUCCACAGCAUGCAUGGGGCCGGCGCCGCCGCCUCGGCGCCGGGGCACCAGCAGCAGCACCACCAGCAGCCGCUCUUCGGCUGCGUGGCCGGCUACAUGGACGGCAAGCUCGACCCCCUGUAUGAGCGCAUCACCGCGCCCGGCUUACGGCCGCUGGUGAUUAAGCAGGAGCCCCGCGAGGAGGAGGAGGUCAAGUCGGCUGCCCUGUCGGCUCUGUACCCCCACCACGCUCCGCAGCAGCACCCGUCUCACCUGCAGUACCAGAUAGCUCACUGCGCUCAGACCACCAUGCACCUCCAGCCCGGGCACCCUACGCCGCCCCCCACGCCCGUGCCGAGCCCGCACCAUCCGCACCACCCGCACCCCCCCGGCGGCCUACCCGCCGCCGGCGCCCUCAAGAUGAUGCCCGCGGACCACCGGAGCAAAUCGAAAAAGACAGUGGACAAGAACAGCAACGAGUACCGGGUGCGCAGGGAGCGCAACAACAUCGCGGUGCGCAAAAGCCGCGACAAGGCCAAGCAGCGCAACGUGGAGACGCAGCAGAAGGUGCUGGAGCUCACCACCGACAACGAGCGGCUGCGCAAGCGGGUGGAGCAGCUCACCCGGGAGCUGGAGACUCUGCGGGGCAUCUUCAGGCAGCUGCCCGAGAGCUCGCUGGUGAAGGCCAUGGGCAGCUGCGCCUAGCGCCGGGACCUUCGCUGCCCUCACUUACCUAUAGAUACUAUACAUAGCAGAGCGCAGCGAUCUCAGAUUA
Messenger RNA from Melopsittacus undulatus (budgerigar), 1399 nucleotides. RefSeq names its product CCAAT enhancer binding protein alpha (gene CEBPA). The transcript has a single exon. The coding region runs from base 352 to 1329 and encodes 325 amino acids. The record is from RefSeq and is a predicted model, not a curated record. NCBI's taxonomy places the organism in Eukaryota, Metazoa, Chordata, Aves, Psittaciformes, Psittaculidae. Gene Ontology annotation, biological process: DNA-templated transcription; regulation of transcription by RNA polymerase II. Gene Ontology annotation, molecular function: RNA polymerase II cis-regulatory region sequence-specific DNA binding; DNA-binding transcription factor activity, RNA polymerase II-specific.